GCCCUCAGAGGCUCCGCCCCAAGAAUUCUCUAUGCUUUGCUUCUGCAGUCCCGAGCGUGGCCCCGCCCCAGUCACCGGAAGAACCCGUGCGUCCUCACUAGGUCCUACGCGUUGUGUGAGGGGCGGGAGUUGAAGGACGGUCUCUGGCCGGGUUCGCGGGUCCCUGGGACCGCGGAAGAGGCUUCGGCGAACCGCCGCGAUGCCCAACCCGCGGUCGGUCAGUCAGCUCCUGGAUCUAUGCCUUUGGUGCUUCAUGAAGAAUAUUUCCAGAUAUAUCACAGACAUUAAGCCUUUGCCUCCCAACAUAAAAGAUAGACUGAUUAAAAUAAUGAGCCUGCAGGGACAGAUAACAGAUUCAAAUAUAAGUGAGACUAGUCUGAAAAAGGCUAUCAUGCAAGUGGAUGUCUCAGUACUGGUGAUUGCUAAAAUGCAAGUCAGUCACAUUUCUCAUAUAUAUACAUAUAUAUCUCAUCAAUACAUAAUUGUGUUUUCUCCAGGAAUAAAAGCUGUGGCUUCAUCUUGUUCAUACCUGCAUGAAGCUUCUUUGAAAAGAUGCUGCAACCUCACUGAUGAAGGAGUCCUUGCUCUCGCACGCAAUUGCCGGCUGCUAAAGAUCAUUGAUUUAGGUGGCUGCUUAGGUAUUACUGAUGUGUCCUUACACGCAUUAGGAGAAAACUGCUCAUUUUUGCAGUCUGUUGAUUUUUCAGCUACUCAGGUAUCUGACAAUGGUGUGGUUGCACUUGUUAGUGGACCUUGUGCCAAGAAAUUAGAGGAGAUUCAUAUGGGACAUUGUGUAAAUCUGACUGAUGAGGCUGUAGAAGCUGUCCUCACUUGCUGUCCUCAGAUACGCAUAUUACUGUUCCAUGGAUGCCCCUUGAUAACAGAUCAUUCACGAGAAGUCUUGGAGCAAUUAGUAGGCCCAAACAAAUUAAAGCAAGUGACAUGGACUGUUUACUGAUGCUUAUCAAAGCUGUGAUCUUCAUACUACCAGGAAAUGAUGGUCUUGGAGAUUGGCUUUCCAAUAUGUAAUAUGGUUUGUGCUUUAACCAGACUCUUAAACACUUUAACAGUGCUAUUAUUCUGUGUUUGUUUGAUGAGUCCGUUUUUUAAAUGGUAAUCCUAGCAUGUCCCCUGAUGCAUCUGGGGUGGGGGAUGGGGGUGGUACUGUGUUUGUUUCUUAAAUAACGAAGUUUUAAAAUUAUCUGUUUUCUCUGGAGAUUUCCUUCUCCUACCUAGAUAUUUGAGACGUUAUAAGGGAAACUUACCAGUAUGGAUAGACAUUAAGAGAAUGCUAAGUAAAAGUAUUUCUGAAAAUA
Hipposideros armiger (great roundleaf bat) is the source of this 1316-nucleotide messenger RNA. RefSeq names its product antagonist of mitotic exit network 1 homolog (gene AMN1). The coding region runs from base 200 to 958 and encodes 252 amino acids. Gene Ontology annotation, molecular function: protein binding. The record is from RefSeq and is a predicted model, not a curated record. Gene Ontology annotation, cellular component: SCF ubiquitin ligase complex. NCBI's taxonomy places the organism in Eukaryota, Metazoa, Chordata, Mammalia, Chiroptera, Hipposideridae. Gene Ontology annotation, biological process: SCF-dependent proteasomal ubiquitin-dependent protein catabolic process. The transcript has 6 exons.